Messenger RNA from Neltuma alba, 570 nucleotides. RefSeq names its product abscisic acid receptor PYL2-like. Gene Ontology annotation, cellular component: nucleus; cytoplasm. Bases 7 to 570 code for a protein of 187 amino acids. Gene Ontology annotation, molecular function: abscisic acid binding; protein phosphatase inhibitor activity; signaling receptor activity. The record is from RefSeq and is a predicted model, not a curated record. The transcript has a single exon. Lineage: Eukaryota; Viridiplantae; Streptophyta; Magnoliopsida; Fabales; Fabaceae. Gene Ontology annotation, biological process: abscisic acid-activated signaling pathway.
AUUCCAAUGGCGUCAGAAGCACAGCUUCAUGGUCUAACGGCAGCGGAAUUUGCAGUACUUGAGCCCAUCAUCAACAAAUAUCACCAGUUCGAAGCUCCUCCCAACACAUGCACUUCCAUCAUAACUCAGCGAAUCGAGGCUCCGGCUCGAAUCGUGUGGGGUUUCAUUCGGAGCUUCGAGAAUCCUCAGAAAUACAAGCACUUCAUCAAGAGCUGCAACAUGAAAGGUGACGGCGGCGUCGGCAGCAUCAGAGAGGUCACGGUGGUUUCCGGUCUCCCAGCAUCCACCAGCACCGAGAGGCUCGAGAUCUUAGACGAUGACAACCACAUACUCAGCUUUAGGGUUGUGGGUGGCCAGCACCGACUCAAAGAUUAUCGCUCCGUCACGUCGGCGAACGAGUUUCAUACGGACGACGGUAAGGUCUACACUAUGGUUGUGGAGUCAUAUACCGUCGACAUACCGCCGGGCAAUACUGCAGAAGAUACGAAGAUGUUCGUGGACACCGUGGUGAAGCUCAACCUUCAGAAACUUGCCCUCCUCGCCCUCUCAACCCUCCAUGCACAACAUUAA